GAUAGGAGCGGCCGCAGAACUGAACCUCCGCAUCUGUCCUCCCGCCGGACGGUCGCGAUGGAUUUCGUGCUGAGCGGAGUGGCGGCGUGCGGAGCGUGUCUGUUCACCAACCCGCUGGAGGUUGUCAAAACGCGAAUGCAGCUGCAGGGAGAGCUCCAGAGCCGGGGCACUUACCAGGUUUAUUAUCGCAACGUGUUCCACGCUUUUUACACCAUCGGUAAAGUGGACGGACUGGCAGGCUUACAGAAAGGACUGGCGCCCGGGCUGGUUUAUCAGUUUUUUAUGAAUGGAGUCAGACUCGGCUCGUACGCCAUCAUUGAGUCCUCUGGUUACAUCCACACCAAUGGAAGGGUCAGCGCGCUAAAAACCACGUUAGCAGGGGCUGUGGCUGGAGUGGUGGGGGCCGUGAUGGGCAGUCCUGUAUACUUGGUCAAGACUCAUCUGCAGAGUCAGUCUACGUCCUCUAUUGCGGUUGGACAUCAGUAUAAACACCAGGGGAUGAUCCACGCUCUGGCAGCCAUCUACAGGGAGCAUGGCAUUCUGGGACUGUGGAGGGGCUCCAGUGCUGCUGUACCGAGGGUCAGCGUGGGGUCAGCUGCUCAGCUCUCCACCUUCUCCUCCUCCAAGGAGCUUGUGAUUGACCUACAGGUUUUCGCAAAGGACAGCUGGUUGGUGGCUCUGAGCGCUGGCAUGAUCAGCAGUGUGGUUGUGGUGUUGGCCAUGACACCUUUUGAUGUGGUGAGCACACGGCUCUACAACCAGCCUGUGGACCAGUUGGGCAAGGGGCAGCUUUAUAAAGGAUUCACUGACUGCUUCUCCAAGACGCUGAGGAAGGAGGGCUUGACAGGACUUUACAAAGGCUUGGGAGCCUCUUAUUUCCGGCUCGGUCCACAUACCAUUCUGUCUUUGUUCUUCUGGGAUGAACUGCGCAAACUGUACCAGCAGUACAGAUAACACCAGGGACGAGGAGACUGGGAAAUGGGUAACUCAUUAAGCUCUGAGUGCAUAGGUUAAAUGAGUCCUCAUUUAAUGAGUUCACUAUUAUGAGGUAAAAGAAAAACCAGGAGCUGCUCUCCUUUCUUCACAGGAAAGGUAAAGAGCAAAGGUAACAUUUUACACUCCAAUAAGAAAACAGAUUAGUACAGUCAAAAUGCAUCAGGAAGCAGGGUGAAAAUGUCAAAACUGCAGUCAAGAGCGCUGAACAGUUCUGUCUGACAGAUAUCAUAAACACACUUGGAUUAGUCUUGGUAACAACCAGUAUGUGCUCAGAUAUGAUGAUCUACUCAUUAGACCUCACCUACUAACAUAGGUAAUAGUCUAAACCAGUAUAUUCAAAGGGAAACAAGAUAUUUUGGCAUGGUGAUAAAAUCUCAUCAGACAAGCGUAGGAAAGAAGCACUGAUGAAAAUGUGCCAGUAACACAAAAGACAUACAUCAGCCUUGUAUUGGAAGGAAGUGAUGCAGACUAUAACAUCGCAACAGAAUGAAGGAUUCUGUGGGUGAGGGAUUUCCUGUAAGCAACUUUGCCUUCAAGUUAACAAGUGUUGUUAAAGUCAAAGAGGACCUGCUGAUCAGUGACCCACUGGUGAGCCCAUCAGUACAAACUAGGGAUCAACUGAUAUAGUUUUUUCAGGGCCGAUACCGAUUAUUGGUAAUCAAGGAGACCAUAUUUGGAACCGAUACGCCAACACAAAACUACUGCUGUAUAAGGACACUCACCGUGUCGUCCAGGUGUUUCUAUUAUGUUGUCCACCCCAUUUAUAUCAGUGAAAGUAGGCUUAAUAACAGAAACACCUCUGUAUAAUGUAAUACAGCUACACACACUACAUCCUCCAUAAUGAUCAUACAGCUGAAUCAACAACGGUCUAAAACUAUUUUAUUACAAACUGAACAUGAUAACCUUCAUGAAGGAGGAUUUACUGCAGGACUGCUGUAUUGCUCAGUUUUAGGUAGAUGUUCCUAAUAAACUAAGAUGUUUCCCCCUUCCCCCUUUUAAAAAAAUGAUCUGAGAACAUUUUUACACAGUAAUUUUACUUCUAAUGUAGUAAAAUGUCUUUUCAGUAAGAGUAGUUAGUGAUCGG
This is a messenger RNA of Seriola dumerili (greater amberjack), 2080 nucleotides long. RefSeq names its product solute carrier family 25 member 35 (gene slc25a35). The record is from RefSeq and is a predicted model, not a curated record. NCBI's taxonomy places the organism in Eukaryota, Metazoa, Chordata, Actinopteri, Carangiformes, Carangidae. The transcript has 5 exons. The coding region runs from base 58 to 954 and encodes 298 amino acids.